Molecule: messenger RNA, 225 nt
Organism: Geodia barretti
Lineage: Eukaryota; Metazoa; Porifera; Demospongiae; Tetractinellida; Geodiidae
Source: the annotation of a GenBank genome assembly
ACGAAUCUGCGCCUGUGCGGAAUCUUCUGACGUGGCUGUGAGAGCCAUUCUGGUGACCAGCUGCUCCAAAACCCCCACUGCCUGCACAUGACCAUCUCUCUCCUCUCUGUCCACUGCAGUUCUUCUCCUGUGCCAGCUUCAUAUCAAGCUUGUGGCUUGCUUGUUCCAGGAGAGUGUAUAGCGGGUAUAAACUCACAUGUAGUGCAGGCAGGCAGAAGUAGAUCC